UACGGGAUAGAAUAAUAUAUAGAGGUGCCGUUCCUUAUUACGACUAUUAAAACCGAAUUGAAGCCAAAAACAAAAUAUAAUAUUCUAUGUAUUAACUAGAUAUUUCCUUACUAGAUUUGAGAUGAAAAUUACAUCAAAAAGUGAUAACCAUUUGUUGUAACGCAUGAUAGUAAUAUAUCUAAUUCGAAUUUCGAACUGUUUAUUAUUCAUUGUUGGCAUUUAUUGAUUACAUUACCAUUUACCAAUUCAAUUAAAACUUCCUAAUAAAAACUUAUUUAUGAAUUAAGGCGAUAAUUAUUAUGGUUCAAUAAGUAAAUCAUAAACGGACAGGUUGGCUAAACUGAUUGAAUCUGUACAAUAUAUUAGUCCGUAUGAAAUGGUGGAGCCGUAAAUGUUGUCUAUGUUGUUGGCUUCACUUUUCAGAAAAAAAACAGCUCUUCUAUAUUUAAUAUUGUAUAGCAAUUUACUCUAUGGUUCUACGGUCAGACUGCCGACUUCGUUUACUGUCCUUGUGGUGAGCGGGUUACCAUAUUAUGCGAUUUUCCACUGGUCGGUGUUUUUAGUUUUAUAACCAUUGUCACUCAGGCGUGUUUUUCGCUUUUGCCGUCCAAUUCUAGACCAUUUUCUACAGUUUUAGCAUUUCUUCGUUUUUUUUCUUGUUUUUACCUUUACGAUAUGUAGUGUUAUUUAGUGCGUCGAAAUUCUGGCUGAGGUUCAUGAACUAACCGUUUUCGCGUUGUCGUUCGCAAAUGCGUUUUAUACCUACUAAAAAGUUAUGAAGUUGGCGAGUAGAGUCAUGAUCACCUCCUACCCUGGAUACGUGGUGACCGUUUCUCAAGCAUUACGUGCCAGGCGAUAUGUCAAGGAACUUAUAACUGCUGCCUGUCAUCAUAAUGUCUACAAGUCAAAGUGGUUCUGAAUUUCCGACUGGCAUAGAUCAACAAAACAAAAAGUUUACCACCAUAAUUAUUUAUCCGACGGUGACGCCGGAGAAGAUAAUCAUACCAAUGGUAUCCUGUAUUUUGGGUUUUCCGUUGUUGGCGUUAAUGGUGAUAUGCUGUUUAAGACGUAGGGCCAAAUUAGCAAGAGAUCGAGAUCGUCGAAGAAAUUUGGGAUUUGCCCGAGCCUGCACUAGUGACCAAGGAGUGAUAUCUCUGGCAAGGUUUAGUCCAAUGCAUAAAAUCGGCGUAUACCUGGCUGCAGGGGCGAACGCCAGUGGCGGUGCAUUGCCGUCGCCACUCUCGUCCGGAGGUCGGAACCACCCUCUGCGCAGCGAGAGCCGGUCGUACGCGUCCUGCGACCUUGACCCCGUCAUGGAGGAGCGUAGCGAGAUAGACAGCAGCUGUGGUGGCGUCACCGGUAGCGGACCGGUGGCCGGGGCAGAGACGGUGGCCGACGGUGGCGGAGUCGUCGGCGGAGGAGCGGUCGAGGCGCUCGUGUGUCCGGACAGCUAGCAACACGUGCUGGCCAUCGCCAGGAUAUCGGUGGCCGUGCAGACGGAUAAACCGCCACCAAGACCGGUCAGGUCACCACUGUGGAACACGCUCACCAACAACCCGCCGGACGAGGUGGUCAGCUGACAUCCAGCUCGGCCCGAACAGCUCAAGGCCAUUGCGAUCAUAGAACCUUGACGGGCCAACACACACCCACCCCAUCUCGUCCGCGGUCCAUCCGCCCACUGGUACGGUAAUGAGCGUUUCCGCGGCCUUCCAGACUUCAUUUUUUUUCGUCUUGCCAUCGUCAAGAAUAUUUUAUGUUACUCUAAGACAACUAUUCAGACGAAAAUGCCAAAUAUGUACAUAUGUGCUAUAGUUUGUUUUAUAAACGUAUAGUGUACGCCGUACGGUCUAGUAUCAUACAUCGAGUUAGGCGAAUAAUUCGAAUGUGUGUUUACGUUUAUUAGUUUACUAAAUAUUAGUCGAAUAAUAUGUAUUUAUUAUUUUCUUUUAGUUCAUAUGAUGGUUACCAAUCAAAUAGCUAAACUUUAACUUCAACGAGUUCAACUAUGUAUCUGAUCAGACAAGUAAAAAAAUAUAGAUCCCUAAAAUUCGAAUAAUCCAGAUACUUGGAUCUUAAAAUAGGCAUUUGGGAUUUGACACACACACACACACUAUUCUUCUCUACUAAAUCACACUCCAUCUCCCGCUCUACCUGUCUUCCUUUCAAAUGGAAAUCGCCUACCCGCGGAAAAUUUCAGUUUCAGUCUGAUGGGCAUAAACUUUAGCAAAUAAACUUUCCAAACAAACAAUCUAGACCACACCCACGCAUACGUGUAUGUAUAUAUACUUAUGCGUGUAUAUAUUAUGUGAAUACAAUGUACCUAUCACAGCUGUACCAUGCAUACUCUACUUCUACCCUCUACCACGUCUGCCCUUUACGAGUUGUCGUCGUCAUCAUCAUCGUCACGUGCCACUGUACACUUCUAUUCACACACACACACACACACACACACACAUAUAUAUAAUUACUUUUCAAACUUUUAUCGACCGGAUACCGAAAUCAUGUUUGUUCGGGUGACGGUAACGAAUCGGAUAAAUCCUAAAAUAAACUUUAAAAAACUACGUUCAACGAUCAUCAUCCGUUUGGACGAAAGAACCAACUUAUUGCUCCCUCUUUCGUUAUCGAGUGUCACAACGCAUCCUUUGUAACUUGACAGUUGACAGUAGAUGCCUAUAUAUUUUCACUUUUAUUAGAUAUCGAUACAUGCGGAAUAGAGUUGUAUAUUAUAUUAAUAUAUUAUUAUUAUGCAUUUUAUUACUACUUAAUACUUAUGUGUUUGUAACUUACAAGUUACAUGUAUGUUAGAAUUAAAGUUAGCUGGUAACUACUAACUAUAGGUAUUCCUUACUCGCUGAAUACAUCUGUCUUGUGUAUAUUUUUAACUUUCAUAUUCUGGGUAAAUUAUUUUUCCAACGA
This is a messenger RNA of Myzus persicae (green peach aphid), 2916 nucleotides long. RefSeq lists its product as uncharacterized. Lineage: Eukaryota; Metazoa; Arthropoda; Insecta; Hemiptera; Aphididae. The coding region runs from base 894 to 1454 and encodes 186 amino acids. The record is from RefSeq and is a predicted model, not a curated record. The transcript is spliced from 5 exons.